ACAGUCAAAGAGGAAGAGGAGAGAGCUGUGAAAGAGAGGAGGAGGAGGAGGAGAGAGCAGUCAAAGAGGAGGAGGAGGAGAGAGAAGUGUCUGAUCCAGAUCUGGAGGAAGAGGAAGAAGUAGAUAGUAUCACUGACCCAGGAGAGAUCUCCAACCCAGGUUCAGACAGUGAGCCCAGUUCCACAGCAUCAGGAAACCAUAAACAACACAGACGGAGGAACUCAAGACAGAAACAUCACCACUGCAUGGACCGACCCUGCUCAGAUUGUAGAGGCAGUUUUGUGUGUCCAACUCACCUCCUACCACGCAAAAAGACCCUCAAAAGAAAGAAAACGUACCCGUGUGGUCAAUGUGGGAAGAGAUUUCAGACACCAAGCAGCUUGAAGACGCACCAGCUUACUCACACAGGAAAGAAGUCGUACCACUGCUCCCAGUGUAGGAAGACUUUCAGUUGUUCAUUCAAUUUGAGGAGGCAUCAGAGAAUACACACAGGAGAGAAGCCUUUCCACUGCUUCCAAUGUGGGAAGAGCUUCCGUAUGGAAGGACAGCUAAACGAACACAAGAGAAUACACACAGGAGAGAAGCCGUACCACUGCUUUCAGUGUGGGAAGAGCUUUGGUCGGGCAGGAGCUCUAAAGGCACACCAGCUAAUUCACACAGGAGAGAAGCCGUACCACUGCUCUCAGUGUGGGAAGAGCUUCAGCCAGGCAGGACACCUGAAGACACACCAUCGAAUUCACUCGGGAGAGAAGCCAUACCACUGCUCUGUUUGUGAGAUGAGUUUUCCUCUUUUACAGACCUUAAAUAGACACCAGCUUACUCACACAAGAAAGAUGCCUUAUCACUGCUCCCAGUGUGGGAAGAGCUUCAGUCAAACAGGAAGCCUGAGGGCACACCAGUUAACUCACACAGUAGAGAAGCCUUACCACUGCCUUCAAUGUGGAAAGAGUUUCAGUCAUUCAUCAAAUGUGACGGCCCACCAGUUAACUCACACAGGAGAGAAGAAUUACCACUGCACUCAGUGUGGGAAGAGCUUCAGUCUGGCAAGAUACCUGAAGAAACAUUGUCAAACGCACACGGGAGAGAAGCCUUACCACUGCCCUCAGUGUGGGAAGAGUUUCCGUCAGUCAUCACAUCUGAGGGCACACAAGUUAACUCACACAGGAGAGAAGCCCUGUACCACUUCUCUCAGUGUGGGAAGAUCUUCAGGCAGACAGCAGACUUAAAGAGACACCAGCUAAACGUGGACACGUUUUUAUCCCGAUCUACAGGCUCCAGAUCAGAUCUCGGCCCAUUGACUGUUCCUAGGCCGUCAUUGAAAAUAAGAAUUUGUUCUUAACUGACUUGCCUAGUUAAAUAAAGGUAAAACUUAUCUACAGGCUCUUAAGACCGUCACAAUAAUUUAACAUGUUGAAUAUAUUGGGCCUCAAAUCAACCAUUAUUGCUGAGUGCAAGCAGUGCUCACUUAUGAGGCACGUCCCACCGUCAGCCAAUCAUCUCCUCAGAAAGCUAACGUUGGCUAGGCUAAUAGCUAACGUUGGCUAGGCUAAUAGCUAACGUUGGCUAGGCUAAUAGCUAACGUUGGCUAGGCUAAUAGCUAACGUUGGCUAGGCUAAUAGCUAACGUUGGCUAGGCUAAUUGCACACAGCAAACAUUUUCAGAUAAUUGGUUAGAUGGAAGGGCUGGAUAUUGAUGUACGGACCGGUUUGGGUUUUUACUUUACAUUCUAUGUCGGCCGUCAACGUAAUUAUGAAUUUGUUUUGGACUUGCCUACUUAAAUAUUGUAUUUUUUUUAUAAAUAUAACGGUAUUUGAAUGUUUGGUUUGUUAAACGUGAUAUGCCGUGUGUAACGUCCAUUUUGAUCAUUUACUCUGCUACUUGAGUCAUCUCUCUCUGCUCUCCCUCUCUCUAUGCCGCGUUGCCACACAGACCUAGCCCCGCCCCUUUCAUUCAAGGAGACACGUGUUGUUUCUGGUCCACCAGACACGUGCGCUCAGUCUGCAUGGUCAAUGCAGCACACGCAACAAUAUCAAUACACUUCUAGAAUGUACCCUUCCUUUCGUUUCUUACACCUGCAAACUGCUGGUUUGUCUUUUCUUAGCGAGUUGUUCUAUAUCGUGUUAGCCGCUAGCUAGAUAAUAGAUGUACCGAGUCAGAACAAAGAUAGCUAGUUAUACAGCCUGAUACCAGUGAUGGUGGAGGCCUAAAUCAGCAUGUUUGUGAAACAGUAUCUUCUAAACCAAUAAGAUCAGGAGAAGCAUGAAUAUAUUAUCUACAUGAAGUAGCUCAUCCCUGGCAUUUCUAUUUGUUGUCAUGCCAACCAGCACUGUAUUCAAAAUUCCCACUUAUUUAUAUUCUAUUUCUAUGAUUUCAACGGUUCCCCAAGUGUUUUGAUAUAAAUUAGAAGUGAAAUCGCAAUUACAUUUGGUAAAAAUAAAUCCUUGAUUUUUUGGGGGGCCAAUAUCGUGAAGCCCUGCGUGGCAGUGUGAAAAUAAUCACAAAUUAGUGCAGGAAAUGAAGAAAUUGAUGGAAAUGUAGGACAUUGUAUUUGGUUAAAGUUGAUUUGUACAAUAUA
Messenger RNA from Oncorhynchus gorbuscha (pink salmon), 2575 nucleotides. RefSeq names its product zinc finger protein 239-like. The coding region runs from base 246 to 1226 and encodes 326 amino acids. Lineage: Eukaryota; Metazoa; Chordata; Actinopteri; Salmoniformes; Salmonidae. The transcript has 2 exons. The record is from RefSeq and is a predicted model, not a curated record. Gene Ontology annotation, molecular function: DNA-binding transcription factor activity; RNA polymerase II cis-regulatory region sequence-specific DNA binding. Gene Ontology annotation, biological process: regulation of transcription by RNA polymerase II.